CACUGUUAUACACAAAACCCUAACACUAAAACCCUUUGUCUCUCGAGUCUAUCUGUCCACACGGAAAUGGCCAUGUACGCAAUGCUCCGCCGCGCCUCCUCCUCCUUGUUGCCUCAGCUUGCCCGCCGCGCCACGGCACAGUCAUCUUCUAGAACAUUCCAGAAUGUUCUCUCUGCUCUCCAUAGAGAGGCAGCGAUCACUGUUGUACCCUCUCUACGCUUCGCAAACGCCUUCGCAACGCAGACUAGCGCAGAUAAAAAUCUCGCUCAAGUGCUUCAAUCUGAGAUCGAAUGCGCCCUCGAAGACAUUCAUACUCAGCACCAGAUUGAUAUCCCAGAUGAUUUUCCUUUUGAGAUUGAGGACAAUCCCGGGGAAAGAACCAUACAACUUAAAGGACAAUUUGGGGAUGAAACUAUCAGAGUUCAAGUUGACAUCCCUAAUGUUGCACCUGAAGAAAAUGAGGAUGACGAAAAUGAUGAGAAGAAUGAGAGUGAAUCUAGCAUUCCUUUAGUUGUGAGUGUUUUCAAAGGAAAUGGAGUGUCUCUGGAAUUUGGCGUCACUGCUUUUCCCGAUGAGAUUUCCAUUGAUAGCGUGUCAAUAAAGCAGUCGGAGGAAUCCGAAGACCAGCUGGCAUACGAGGGGCCUGAGUUCCUUGAUUUGGAUGAAAAUCUGCAAAAGGCUUUUCACAAGUAUCUCGAGAUCAGGGGGAUCAAGCCCAGCACAACCAAUUUCUUGCAGGAAUACAUGUUUGCUAAAGACAAGAAGGAAUAUUUAACGUGGUUGAAGAACCUGAAGGACUUCGUUUAUUGAAAGAUCGUAAAAUGUUGACAGAGGCCGUUGUUUUUUGGUAUACAAUCAUAUGUUCUGUCCUGUAUCAUCAUGCUGAGAGUUGCUGAUGUACACUAAUAAAUUUAAAAGACUUGAAUGCUUAAAAGAUUGUUUAGGCGUCCUUUACAAAUUUCACCAUGCCCAUCAUUCAAUAUUCAUUGUGUGAUACUCCCAUGCAUUCUUUUACCUUUCA
Messenger RNA from Vigna umbellata (rice bean), 1021 nucleotides. Its product is annotated as Mitochondrial glycoprotein family protein. NCBI's taxonomy places the organism in Eukaryota, Viridiplantae, Streptophyta, Magnoliopsida, Fabales, Fabaceae. The record is from RefSeq and is a predicted model, not a curated record. Gene Ontology annotation, cellular component: mitochondrial matrix.